UAUACUGUAUGAACUGUUCUCUUCUCUCUCUGUCUCCACAGCAUCACAGACCAACAACACAGACUUUUCCUCAAGACCUCUACGCUGUGCUGAGAGAGAUGACCCAUUCAUUGUGUCAACUGAAGGAGGACAUGGAGCUCUUGCAAAGAGAGACUAAAGAACAAGUAACACAGCUGAAGGAUGAAGUGGACAAGCUGAAGCAACAAUUGCAAGUCCGACAGGUUGCGUUCUCAGCCGCUCUGACGGCUGGAGGUCAAAUAGUAACUCUUGGACCGUUUCCCGAGGACACUACCCUGGUCUACAAACACGUCCCCACCAACAUUGGAAAUGCCUACAACUCAAACACAGGUGUGUUCACUGCCCCGGUGAGAGGAGUGUAUUACUUUGAGUGGACGAUCGGUACAUAUGGACGCGGCAACCACGGUGCAGGGGCUUGGUUGGUCAAGAACUCUGAGAAUGUUUUCAUGGCAUGGGAGAGACAGGAGCGUGGUUUUAUGAGUGCUUCUAAAGCCGUUGCACUGUUGCUGGAGGUGGGAGACGUUGUGUGUGUGCGUCUGGUGGCUAACGGUAGCAAUAUGGCGUACGACGAUGGAAGUAACCACACCACCUUCAGUGGGCAUCUGCUGUUCCCCAUGUAAGACAGAAACAGCAGCGCUGUGGUAAUCACGCAGGUUUUGGUUGUCUUAAACAAGUCUUCAUAGCACUUCAUAGAUUUGAUCUGAUUUUCAUAAUUCAUAAUUGUCGACAGGAGUCUUUUUUUUCCUUCAAAUAUAAAAUGGUUACUGUUUCUGAGUCAUUUUAAUCAAAUAAUAAACAUAUAUCAUUGCAA
This is a messenger RNA of Perca flavescens (yellow perch), 829 nucleotides long. Its product is annotated as complement C1q-like protein 4. Gene Ontology annotation, molecular function: protein binding. The transcript has 5 exons. The record is from RefSeq and is a predicted model, not a curated record. Lineage: Eukaryota; Metazoa; Chordata; Actinopteri; Perciformes; Percidae. Bases 9 to 638 code for a protein of 209 amino acids.